Molecule: messenger RNA, 597 nt
Organism: Symbiodinium natans
Lineage: Eukaryota; Dinophyceae; Suessiales; Symbiodiniaceae
Source: the annotation of a GenBank genome assembly
AUGGCCAAUACUGACAUGUUCUUGGGCCUUGCAGAAGCUGAUGUGAACAAGGCGGUAUCCUGGCUGGAAGACGCGCGCCACAUGCCGGCGACGAGCGGUUUCUCGCCAACGCAAUGGCUGUGGCACUGGCUUUCGUCUACGCCAGCCUUUGCGCCUUUGACUGAGGCUGCUGAGAAGAUGGAUACCGUCUUUGGCUUUACCUCUGGCGAUUGGGCUUUUCAUUGGGUCGAAGAGAUGGAAAAGGCCUCCCUGAACCCGGGCCCAGCUGCUUCGCCAGUCACGCCGGCGCAGCCUGCUUUGGACAGCAAUUGGCCGCAUUUUCCUAAUGGCCACCGCUCCCUUGGACUGGCCCCUGCUGAUCUUCUCCGUGCACAUGCAUGGUGGGAGGAGGCCGCUUCUUUCGAUGGUGCCAUGGGAUGGAAGGAGGACGACGCGCGCCAAGGAGGCUGGCCCUGGCUGGAACAUUGGCCAAUGGCUUUGGCUCUGGGUGUCGCAGGCCGACAGACCUCAGCCGCCACCGGCUCCUCCUUUGGACACUGCGCCACCUGCUGCUACCGGCAUGGGUCCCAACGCCUUUCCGCUCAGCCAGCACAAUGA